AAGUGAAAAUUACUUGACUAAUUGUUAUUAUUAUUUGGUUUGAUACCAUUCCUAUUUUACAUGAUUUGAUUUUUUUUCUUAGAAAAAUAUGAAUGAGUCUUACAAAUUUUAAUGAGGCACAGUAACCAAAAAAGUGUUUGUUUUUUAAUUUUGUAGUUGAGAUUUUCCAGAGGUAAGAGAUUCCUGAACGGAAAGACAGCUGGCUGGGGUUGGUGGGGCGGGAGCGCAGUCCCUAGUUAACAGAGGGUGUGGUAGGUGCCCAACAGGAAAUGCUGAGUCAUCAUGUUCCUACCUUAUACAAAGGAGCCCAGACACCACUUCCUGUUGAUUUUCAUGUGACUGACCUUGCCCAGUGACAACUUUCAUGGUUCCUGGCCCAGCUGCUAUGUUGUCUGGUUCCUAGUGCCCUGUUUUAAUGAUUUUCAACUCCUUAAUGUUUUGCUAUAUGUAAUUAUAGCAGUCAUUCCCUACAUGCCCUGUUUUUUGCUUAAUAUAAUAUUCCAAACUGAGCUUGUGCCCUAUUUCUGGUUCCAUAGUUAAUGCCCACGUCUUGGAUUGCUGUGAACUUGUGGGCUUGGUUCGGUAAGACCAACCAACCAAGACCACCUGGCUGGGUUUCAGUUAAUGAUAAUGAAUAUAAAUUGGCCCUUUUACAGUGCUAUGGAAGGUACCUUCAGCAGUUCCAUGUCAACUUUGAUGAGAAUAAAGCAGAUGUGAAUCAAUUCAAAACUGCCUUUUUUCCAAAAGGCCUUGGAGACAAAACUUCUGCUCAUACAUUUCACGCUUUAAGUGGCAAAAAUAUUUGCAGCUAUGAACUGGUCUGUGACAAUGAUGUGAACCUGCAGAAUAAAGAAUCUGUGACCCAAUGCCUGCAGAUUUUGUCCUCCUUAAGACUCAUCAUGCAGGUGGCUCUGCCACUGGAACACCUUUGCUGGAUUAUUUUCAACGGUACCAUUUACAUUUACACCAUUUGCAGAAAACUGAUGAUCAUAGGUCAGUCUUCCAAGGCCUUGGAAUACCUCCUGUGGGCCAGUAUGUGUAUGGAGUUCUCGGUCCCGCUCCUGUCUGUCAGGUACCUGACGUGGCGGGCUACUCUUUACACUGCUGUCUGCCAGUGCUAUUAUGACUGCCAAGCUGGCGUUCAUGCAGAGGCAUUUGCUCGGCGUGCUUUAGCUAAAAUUGAUGAGUUAAGGCAACUGGAAUUAAUGAGUUCCUCACAAUCGCAGGAAGAAUCCAGAAGAUACUAUAGAGAGGCCACCAUAAAGAUGGCAGUGAUGAUCUUCAAAAGAGGAGUAUUUGAAUCUAGAAGGAAACACAAAGGUUUGUUUAGACCAAAGAUAAGAGUGAACCUAAGAGAAGCUCAAACUUUGCCAUGGCCACGUACUGUCACGGAGCGGUUGUUGGAUGAGAUGUUUGAUAGCACCGCAUCCCGGUUUCUGGCUGUCUUAGAAGCUCUCUCUGAUUCAAAUAGGCGCACUCUACAAACUGGACCUAUUGUUACAGAUGAAGUAGAAGUUCGUGAUGUUGUCUCAGAACUGUUUAUGGCAGGAAAAGAACUUUUAAUAAUGUCAAAUACUGGUGCAGAUGGAAUGCUUGAUUUUCCACAAACAUCUCUUCUGCAACUUAUUAUAAAAGGAAAAAAUGUUAUUUCUAUAGAUGCUGCUGUGAAAUUUGUAAAACUAGCUUUUACUUAUGAGGAAUGGAGUUUAUUUGAAUCUUCAGCUGGGCAGCUUAUUGAUUUUCUCCAGAGGCAGGAUGAUCCAGAGUUAAAGAAAGCAGAAAAGGAUUUAAUUCUUCUAAUUGCAAUAGAACCUUUAAUCAAUGUAAAGGGAAACAAAGGUAUGGUCUUUCCCAUGGAAAACUACAAAGAAGGACAGUCAGCUCAAAUUUAUGUUAAAAAAAUCGGUUUUCAUGAUACUUGUAAGACUUAUGGAUAUUCAGAAGACAUUUUCCAUUUGGCAGCAACCCUGUACUCCUGUGUCUGUGCCUCUCCCCAGAAUGCUCAGCCUGAUAAAGAAAUCGUUGUGGACACAAUAAUGUUCCUAUGGCAGAAAUGCAAAUUAGGAAUUCAGAGGAUCAAUACGUCCAGAAAUGACUAUGCAAAAUUCAUCCAGAAAAUCAGUACUAAUAAAUGGGUUUAUCUUCUGUGGCAGAUAAAUGAAAUAAUUCACUGCUAUAAAAUGGAAGACAUUGACGUUGUGGUGGUGGCAGAGGUCACAUUACAAUUAAGUGAAAUAUUGGAGUCAUUAGGAAACCCACGAAAAAAAUUUAAAAAAUCUCUAGAGAUAUCUUUAAGGAAAGGGACUGGUGAAUUCCUUGAGACUUCAAAAGGGAGCCUGGAAAUUCUCCCAAUAUUGAAGAAAAAACCCAUGGAACAGUUAUUUUUGGCUUAUGAACUUCUUGACAAAGCAAUUGGUGGGAUAAAUUUGAAUUGCAAGUUAAGUACUUUGCCAAAUGGAUCAUCAGUGAUUGACCAUUGCUAUGCCAAGUAUACCCAGGAUACAGAUGGAGACAUCUGCAAACCAGUCACACCGAAUAGUUUCAUGAUGGAUUUACAUCUUGAACUAAUUCAAGCCCAGCACCGAAUAGCUGUUGUGCUUCUUGACCAAUUGCAAGGUAUUUUGCAGACUCCAGCUGCUAGCAAGCAUGUAUCUGCCAAAGAUCCAAAAAAGCUGAAACAAUCUAGAAGCAUUGACUGUUUUACAGAAUUAAGUGUAAUGAAUAAAAUAAAGAAGAAUAAGCUGUCCAAAGCGAUUUACUUGAUGCAGAAAGCUCUUCUAGUAUUUGAAAAAGAUGCAGCCUCUACAUGUUCACACAACUUUUUGAUGGAAGCAUAUUCUUUAAUUGAGAAGAUUGAAACAGAACAAAAUGCCCUAUAUUCAUAUCAAAAAUAUGUGGAGAGUUCGAAAAGAAAGAAAAGCAGAAUCCCUCCCCCACCUAUCCUGCUAUCCCGAACUCAUUGUUCUGUGACAUUGAAACCUGCUCCAUUUAUUUCAGAUGUUAAGGUCUCCUGGUACUGCAUUUUGGGUUGCAAAGCAGAAGGAAGCUAUGGAAAAGUAAGGCUAAACAAUAAUCAUCUCCCAAACUCAGGAGAAGCGAUACCAGCUGAUGGUAAAAGCAUUUUUGAAGUGAAAGGUUUAGAAACAAAUGAAAAAUAUGUCUUUGCAAUUGCUGCUUAUUCUUCUAACGGGAAGCUUAUUGGUGAUGCCAUUGGGGAGACAACUAAACCAAUUCUGGUUUAUCCACCUCUUUCUGCUGUUACUACUCGGAUGUUCUUGACGCAGGUUGCCUAUCAGAUUGGUAACUAUGAGUUGGCUAAGAAGGUUUUCUCACCAGUUUGGGAUUAUUUUGUUGCUUCGCCACAUCAUGAUGAACAAUCUGUUAUUUGCUUAAGCAAUAUAAUGACUAUUACACAGAGAAGAUUACAUUCAGAUAUUUUGGCAGAGACUUCUUCAAUCCUCUUAUACCUUUUUCUUAGAAAUAUUUUUGUAACAAGUGACAUUAAAAUUAAAGAAGAAAAUCUUUUCUGUGAUAAUAUUAAAGGCAAUGAGAUUUUCCCCUCUCAACAAAUUGCUAGAUUAAUUGAAUGUGAGAGAAUAUUAGUGGCAUUGGACCUUAGCAACUACCUAAAUGAUUCCAGUUAUGCCCUUCAAGCUGUGACUCAGUGUUAUGGCCUCCUUGCUCCUAUAAUCUACCACAAUGUUGUUUUGGUACCUGUUGUACAGAUCUUGAUAAAGUGUGUGGUGGUUUUGCAGGGACUACCAAACAUUGUCUACUCAAAGAAACAUUUUGCAAGUUUUGAAAGUGUACAGCACAUGAUAGCUUGUUGUGUCUUCUACUUAACAAAGAUUCUGCGUUCAUGGAAAGAAUAUGACCUGGCAGUUAUGAUUAUAAAUUAUGGAAAAAAGAUGUUAGACAUCACAUCAGGGUGCAAAUCUCUGUUUGGUGUGACUGACCAAGAAGAAACACAAGAGGAGGGUUCUUCUAAGAAGUCUUACAAGCCUAAGAAGCCACAGCAGAUAUUAUUACCUGAAAAAAUAAAUGAACAGCUGGCCUUGUUGGAGACCCACCUACUCAAACUGACGAAGCAACAUGUUACAACUGAACUCUCAGGAACAGAGGACCCUGUAUUUCUUUACCCUAUUGUUUUAAACUGGUCGGUCAAAGGUGCUGUGAAAGAAGUUAUGAAAUUUAAGCAGAGACCUAGAUUCCUAGAAUUCUUUACACAAGUUAUGCUAAAAUGUAUGAACGAUGAAAAAUUUCAUCUUAUGGUGGAGAUAACAAAUCCUGUUUAUGACUUCUUAAAAAGGAGGAAUGAAUCCCUACUUGGAAUUAAAAGAACAAAAUAUAAAGACAAUAUUUUGUGUAAAAAGACAGGCAAACCUUUGAAGAAGUUCAAAGCUGCAGUAAUGGAGAUUGGAAGAACUAUAGAAAUGAUGCCAAGAAAAAGAAGUAAAAGAAAGGAAACUCUAAGAGAAUUUUUUUCUAAAAAUCCAUCUAUUGCUGAAAUGAUGGAACAUGAAAGAAAUAAGAGAACUGAUGUUAGAAAACUUGCCUAUCGAUCCCUGGUGGAGAACUUGAAUCCUAUAAUAUUAAAUUUUGUGAAAAGGAAGAGGUUCCAUCAACUAUUUCUUGAGGAGAUGCCCUGGAGAGCUCAGAUGAACCUGUAUCUGGCAAGUGCACACUUCUCCCUGCUUUUAACGAAACUAGCGGAACGAACGAAGAUGAAAUUUGGCACUUCACACACAGUGGUCAGUUUCCGAUCAUGUGAUCCUAAUAUGUUCUCACUAUAUAAUUCUGGAACAGUAUUACCAACAGUGAAAUUGACUUUAGAAAACUAUAAAGCAAUACUUGAUUUCCUUCAUACAGCUAAAAAAAGAAAGGCCAACUUACCAUCAGAUGCUGAAGAAUUUUCCACAUUUAUUAAUUCCAGAAUGAGUGGUGAAAAUGUGUCAAAGACACAAACAGUUUAUGACUCAGACUCUCAGUCAGGUCUUAGUACUAAAGAAAAGGAUCGAGCAGCAAAUUUGGGUCUAUUGGAUCAUUUUAUGAAAAUCUUUUUAUAUUGCAGGAGAGCAAUGGUUCUUGCUCAUCGUGGAGGCUAUUGGACUCUGCUUCAGAAUAGCUGUAGGACCUUUUGGAACUUUACUCAGGAGCUACAGAUACUUCUUAAACAAGCAGUGGAUCUGUAUAAAACAUUUCCUGUUAGCCAGGAUGGUUUCCUCUGUACCUGUGUUUUGCCAUUCUAUUUGGGAGCAGAAUUACUUAUUGACAUGUUAAUAGAACUGCAAAAUACCAAUUCUAUUAAGGUUAUUGAAGAAAAAGGAGAGUUCAGUGUUCCAAGCUGCUAUGGAAAUAUUAAAAAUGAUAAUGGUGGUUCUAGCCUUAAUUUUGAGGAUCCGUUGGAUGAUGUAAAUGUGGUUGAUUUGAAAUGGAUCCAUGACUUUGUGUUAAAGUCUCUGGAGGUUUUAUAUCAAGUGGAAAAAUGGGAGACACUAGUAUCACUUGCCAUCCAGUUCAAUACAAUUUCACAUGAGAGAUACACAGAGCAAGUGACACCGCUCCUGAUAUAUGCACAGCGCCAGCUUCUUCUAAGAAUAUCCAAGUUCAAUGGCCCAGAUGUUACUCAACAACCUUGUGCAAGAUAUGAAGCUGAAUAUGAAGAGAAGAUAACCUGCCGAAAUUUCAUUGGGAAGCAGCUCAAGAUUAAUCCUCCAACAAGUGAAGAGAAAGAUACAGGAAGCUGCACAGAUUUCUGUAAAAAGCUUAUCUAUUCAGAAUAUAGCCACGCCAAAGAGCUCAUCUGUGUGCCCGUGGACGUGACAGACACUUUGCGAUGUUUUAGACAGACUUUGGAAAAAUCCAAAUAUGAUAGCAGAUCAAUCCGACACAGCAGAAAAUUGCUUUCGUUAUUCCUUGCACAGACACAAGGAGAUAAAGGAGGAAUAAACAAUGAGAAAUUUACCACUGGAAAGGUGGAGUUUUGCCUGGGGACAGAAGAGAUGCAUAUGCCAACACCCCCUGACCUCUCUCAGGAACACUUUAGAGUUUUCAGUUCAGUGGAAAAAAGUAAACUUCCCUAUUCACAACUCGGACUCGUAAUUUCCUCUUAUUAUGAAACUAUUGAUGUUCUCCAAGCCUGCAAUAAAAGAAGUCUUAAAGUUCAGGCAUUGCAUGAACUGGGAAGCCUUCUCAUCUUUGCUGAAAAGAAAAGGGCUGCUUUUAAAUGUUGGUGCCAAGCUCUUGAUGACAUAUUCAGAAAACAAGAUGUGCUGCAUACAUGGAAAGAGUUUGGUAGCUCGCUCACCAAUGCUACCAAUAGCUAUUUACCUCCAGGUUCCAAAGAUUAUAGUGAGGAAUUUCUGUCAAAUGUUGGCAUUUGGGGAUGUUUGCAAGGAGCGGUUAUAUCAGCAAAGAUAGCUCAAUUUAUUAAGAUCUCAGAGGUUGACGAGAGAACCAACUGUUGCAUUUUGUCUGCAUUACUCUUUCAGGGUUUGCUUAGAACCACACUUCCACACCCCAAAGCGGAACGUUGCUAUGCUCAGUAUGAAAUCACUCAGCUUCUCCCAGGCAUCGAGCUCUUCUCGGACAGAUACAGGGCCGACAUUUGCUCUGUAGUUGCAAGUCUGUAUUACGUUAUACGUGAACUGCACUUUGCUAAGCAAAAUCUAAUAAUUCUGCCUCUCCUUGCAUUGUAUCAGUAUUUUGUUUCUGGAAUUUGCCAAGACCUAGUCAGAAAUCUAGAAGCAAGGAUCCUCAAGAUAGAAGUCCUUACAGAUUUAGGAUUUUUUUCUGAAGCCUUUUAUGAGAUAUCCCAGAUUUUUUAUGGAAAAAACAUGCCUUCCUCAAUACCUGCAGGCUGUAAAGCUACUGGAAAAGUGAAGAUAUUUCAAUCAUUUGACUCAGGAAAACCUCUUACUAGUAAAGAAAAUUUACAGGCACUUGAUGAAUUAAUAAGUAAAGGAUUGCCUCUAAUUCUGGUUACAGUUGGCCAACCACAUCUCCUAAAUAAGUUUUCUUUCAUUAAAGCCUACUUUUUAAUAAGUGUGGCUGCAACAAUAAAUUGUGUCCCAGAAAAUUCAAUGAAAACAAUCUACCAUGGACUUGUUUCUGAGAAGAGUAGAGCAAACUUUCAAAACUUGAAAGAAUUAUGUUUAAAGGACGAGGGAAUCUCAUUUGGUCAGUUUGCAAAAAUUAAAGAUGACUUCACACUUAGCACAAUAAAGUCAGCUUUACUGACAGAAGCUGAGGACAGGCUAAACUUCCUUGUGUCAGAGAUGGAGCAUCCAGGCCACAAGGACCUGUCCCAGUGUUCUGCUGGUGAGUUGGAGAUUGUGGUAGAGGCCAGGCUUCAGCUGGCUGCAAUUGCCCUGCAAAGACACCGGGCCGCAUACAGUGCUGCAAUAGUAUUUUCUACGCUUAGACUUCUCCAGGAUUCAAAACUUUUUAAAAAGAAGGUAGUACAAGAUGACACAGAGAAUUCCAUCUCUCUGGGAGCUUCUGCCACUGAAAAUAAAGAUGAUGGUGAGUUUCUAGAUCCUACUUCCCUAAAUUCUCGAGAACAUUUCAACAUCCAUCUGUGGUUGAGAUGCCGCCUAGCAUUGGUGACCGCCUUUGUUGCACAGAUUCACGGCGUUGGAAUUGUGACAGAAAACAAUAUGACAGAUUACGUCAGCCUCAUCAACGAAGGGUGCAUGGAAGCAAAAAGUGCAGGCGACAGGGAGCUACAAGCUGAAUUCUUGAUGCAAGCUGUAAUCAUUGGCCUACAAGAAAAGCAUUUAAAGGCAGACAUCAUAACAAACCUUCAGGCUGUAAUACAUUUGCUUGAAGAAAGUGAAUUUAUUUCCCCUCGAUCUCAUUUAACCCUGGUGAGAAGCAUGCUUUUGCUGGAUGACUUAACAAAAGCUGAGAAAUUCAAGGAAACUCCUUCUUCAAAAACAGAAAAAAUAUGUUUGUUGACUCAGGCUCACAACAUUCUUAUUGAACAGAUGCUAACUUUCGGAGAAACGAUUGAAUUUCCUUUAUCAAACACUGACUCUGCAAGUCCAUCGCAGCCUUUGAAAAAUAUCUAUCUUCCCCAUGUCAUGUUAUUGGCCAAAACAAAAAUGAGGAUUGGACAUACAGUGGCCAAACAAGUCUAUUAUACCAGUAAAAAGAAGGAUCCCUCAAAGUGGUUACCUGCCCUUCAUCUUUUUGAAAUGGCACGGAAGCUCUGUAAGGUAGCAGCAGCAGCAGAACAUGAGGUAGAGGCAGAAAUUCUUUUUCAGAAAGGCAAAAUAGAACGUCAAAUAUUGAUGGAAGAGAAAUCUCCAAGUUCACAACUUGAGAGUUUAUUUGAAGCUGUACAACUAAGCUUGAGAAAUGAUCAAAACUCGGGGUUGAUAAGAGACUCCUACUUAGAAAUGGCCUUAUUAUUUUUACAUAUGAGGAAGCCAAAAAACAAUCUUUCAACACCACCAUUAACACUUAAGACUCCUACCAGAAGGCAUAGUUCUAUUAAAGAACCAACAGUAAAUAGAUUUGAAAUGUACAGUUCACUGGCCUGGACUGUGAUAAGAGCUGCUGCCCAGGUCAGUGAAGCUGUGCUAGCAGUUAAUCUACUUAUUGGAAAGAAGAAUGCUAGAACUGAUAAAGUCAGCCAAGGGGCCUUACCAAAUAUCCCCGAAUUUGCCACUGUGGAUCUUUUGUCUUCAUAUACAGAUUAUUUGCUUGAUAACUACCAAGUGGUGUUCCAGACUGCCUGUACAUUUUCUUAUCAAAAUGAUGGCAUGUGUGACAACACAGAUGCUAGAAAAAAGACUCCGACUAAAGUGGAUAUUACGUGGAUUCUUCUACUGCGCUACUAUAUUCAUCUGCAAAGGAUUAAUAAUAUGAGCAAAUUGCUAGCAUCUCCAAAGCCAGGAUCUGGAAUUUCUUUGCCAGAUGAUACACUUCUCACAUCCCUUUUCAACUCUGGGCUGAUAUUGCGCCAAAAGGAAAUGCAUUUUUUCCUUAAAAGAUUUUUACAGCUGUAUUCUUCCUCUUGUAUUGAUGAAUUUCCAAAAGAACUAUGUCAAGGAGUGGAAACUACAUUUUUCUCAGAAAAAACCUUAUAUAACUCAGUCAAGUUAUGUCAUGACAGUACUCUAUACUCUGAUUCAUCAUUAAAGCUCUCUGCCAGCCCAUCUUCAGGAGAUGUGUCAUCAGAUAUGAACAUACAAGAUUUAAACAAAGAACUUUGCUUUCAAUGGUACAUUCCUCCUCUAGAAAGACCCCCAAAGGAAACAGAACCUAUGGUUUUAUUGUUGUAUGCAUAUAACAUGAGGCCCCAGAAUAUUUCAGAUGCUGUGCCUAAUAGCACUUCUAGCGAUGUCUAUGUUGGCUCUUUCUGGGUUCCACUGAACAGGGUUGUUUCAAUUCAUGAGAAACUAUCUAAUCUUACACAAAUAGCUGAAAUAUCAUUGCCAACAACUCCUGAAAUUACUUCAGAUGAAAACGUAUCCGAAAUGCAAGAAAUGGAAGAGAAAUCAGUUGAUAAGGAAAUGGAAAACAUGAUUAUUGAAUGUUGCUCUGAAAUAAUAAAUCUAUUUUUGACUGAUAGAGAUACAACACCAUUGUCUGAGCCGCCCUUGCCUUCCUGGACAUGGAGUGGAAAAUGCCAACGGCGGUCAAGGCAAGAGAAGAGUACUAGCGAGGCAGCUGACCGCGUGCCAGAGGCUUGGUGGAUUGCGGCAGCCAUGAAUUUACCUCAUAAUAGAUCCCGAAACUCCUUCCUUCUACUCUGAGAAAGCACCAGGAUGGCCUGAUGUCUGCCAUUGUUUCUCAAGCCCCAGCUGCACAAAAAAUAGUUUACUAAUGCAAUAUGUUUUCUUAAAUAUAGCUUGAAUUUAGUGUAAAAAAAAUCCUUAAUGACAGUUAAGUUCUAAUGACUUCCACUGCAUUAUUUAUGUACAUCAUGUGACUUCCUUUUCACACAGUUGAAUUUAGUGUACACAUGGUCUCUUAUUUCUGAUUCUUAAAAUGAUCAUUUUUUAAUGUUUAUGAUUAGAUAUUGACAUCAACCACAUGGUGGCCACUAAAAUGAUCAUUAUCUUUAGGCAGGUUUGGGUAAGAAGUAUAGGGAGGGCAGAAGAAUAGGUAGAGGGAGACACAGAGUCAGAUAUAUUAACCUCUCUUAGUUUAGUCAUUAGCAUCUUUCAUUUUAUGUCUGAGGGUAUUGAUUCUAUCAUGUGGCCACCUAUACCAUAUGACCCCUUAUGAUUUCAUGGCCCUGGCCAUCAGCUGGAGGAUCAUUCCACAAUGCUAGCUAGCAUCUUAUCUUUUUCUGGGUUAUCGUGUUAAAUGGGAAAUAACACAUGUAAUCUGUUAACCUAACUCAGACUGCCUUCUUGUUAUCACUGCCUCUCAAACCCAUGGCUUAGAUCUCUGUGCUUAGUUUUUACCAAAAUAAGUUCUAAUGAUGUGCUUCCAUAUUUGUCUCCCCUACUAGAGCAGAUUGGGUCUUAUAUAAUAAGAUUGGAUCUUAUUACACUUCUAUUCUCACUGCCUUGCCCAAUGCUGGUUCUCAUGAAGGUGUUCAAUAAAUGCUUUGUUAAAUCAAUGAAUGUUCUUGAUACAUCUUCCAGAGAUCCCCCUGGGUUGAAAUCUGGACAUUAUCAGUGACUCUGAGCUCAUCAACUCCAUGCAUUUGAAUAGUAGACAUUUGUCAAGUGCUUUCUCUGUGCCAGACAUUGGGCUAGACUUUGGGAUACAAAAGUAAAAACCAGAGUCCCUGCCUUCAGUUUAGCAGGAGAAACAGACAAAUACAGAAGUAAUUACAGUACAGGGUAAAACGGAGGCCUGGGGGCCAGACACCCCUCCCUCAGUAAUAAUAUCAGUUAAUAUUCUGGUAUUAUCCUGGCAUAAUUCUGAAGGUGAGAAAUUCCCUGUGGUGUCUUUUGAGAAGGGUUCAAUAGUUCCCUAUAAGAAAUCAAGUUAGUAGAAGCUCCUGUGGCCCAUGGUUAGGAGUUUUAAUUACUUUGGAAAAUGAUCGGAAGGCAGUAGAGAAUCCUUAGGUAGAUAUAAACAUGAUCAAGGGUGCCUGUGAAAGCCUCUUCCUCUGAUUAGGAAGACCUUUGAAAGAAGAGGCAGUAAACCCAAGUCCUCAUUUUGGCAGCAGACUCAGAGGUAAGAGCAUGAUUUUAUGGCUUUGUUCAUGGGGAUGGAAAGAACAGAACAAAUCCCAAAAGCCCUGGAUACAAAAAUAAAGACAAUAGUUUUUUUGUUUUUUUUUUAAAGUCAACUCAGUUACAAGCUGCAGCUGAGUACAUGGCACCAUGCUGGCUCCGCUGGAGCACUCAGAAGUGAGAAAGACAAAGUCCUUGUCCCAAAGAGGCUGACAGUCUAGAAAGGAGGAGUAAGGCUAAUGCUUCAUGAAGACAACAGCUGUGGCUUUAAAAUGGAGGAUUGUUUUGCAUAAAAGGGGGAGGGGGAGGGAAGAGGUAACAGAGCUUAAAAGACCUGCCCAAAGUCACCACAGCUGGUAACUGUCCCAGCCAAGACCAGCAGACUCCAGAGCCUGUUCCCGGACCAUUAUCAUGACACUGAAGCCAGCAGUGUCCCACUUUUUCAAUUUGGGUGCUCUUGGCCUUUCAGAGGGAGGGGCUGGAUCGAGGGAGAGUUAGAGUCAGCGUUUGGGAAGUGGUGCACGCGGUGGCUUGUGCAGAGGCUUGCCUGCGAGUGCAGCUGCCUGGUUCCAAAUCCCAGCCCAGCUCUGAUAUUUGCUAGUUGUGUAAACUUGGGAAAGUUGUUUAACCUCAGGGCUUCAGUUUCCCUAUUUGUAAAAUGAGAAUAAAAAUAGUACUUACCUCAUAGGUUUGUUGUGUGGAUUUGAAGAGUCAAUCCAUGUAAACUCUCAGAACAGUGCCAGGCACAAUCCUAAACAAAACAUUGUUAUCAUCAUCGAAGAGCUAUCUGAGUUCCCUUGCAGUUAGUUCCCUUGCUCCCCUGUAAGUAGGGGAGCAGCUCUAGUGGACCGGCAACAUGCCUGAGAUGAAGCCUCUGAGUACAUUCCCGAAAGAGAGGCUGAAAGGGAAGCUGCGGUAAUUCCGGUGCUGGGAAUGGCUGCAUGCAUCACUUUUAACCACAUACAUUUCCCAUUUUCAUUGUUCCAGUUACUGUUGUUCUAUAACAAAGCACCCCAAACUUAGUGGCAUAAAACGACUACCAUUUCACUGAAAUGCCAGUCACAUGUUUGCAAAGGACCUAACAGGACAAUUGGUCUCCGCUCCAUGAUACCUGGGGCAUCAGCUGGAUAGACCUGAAGGUUGGGGAUGAUUCAGAUUCCGAGGGCUGGGAUCCCUGAAGGCUCAAAGGCGAGUUUGGUCUGGUGUUUGACGCUGGCUGUUGACUAUGGGGCUGGGAAUGCAGAUUGGACUGUGGGCCGGAACAUGACACGUGACCUCAGUGUGCCCGGUUGGGCCUCGGCGCAGUGUAGUGUCUGGGUUUCAAGAACGAGCCUUCCAAAAGAAUCAGGCAGAAGCUCUAUCACUGUUUAUGCCCUAGCUUUUAAAGUUACAUAAUGGCUUUUCCCUGCGAGUCCCAAAUCCACCCGGAUCCAAGAUUGGACACAGAUUCCACCUCCUGGUGGGAGGAGUGUUAAUAUCAAAUUAUAAGAAGGGCAUGUGGGUCGGGAGCUAUUGUUGCAACCAUUUUGGGAAAAUGCAAUCUGCCACGACAUCCAGUAAAGCUCUCCCAAUUUGUGGGCCUCUUCCUACUCUGAGCAGAGGCCGCUCCUGGCAACUCAGGCAAUUUUUAAAAUUAGUCAGCAACUCUCCCCAAAGAUGCUCGGUAACUGUCCUGAAGUUGCUGAGUGUGUUUAUACCGAGGAUAACCUAGGUGGGUUCUCAGAGCAGCCUUUGAAGUGAUCUGGGAGGUUUUUCUGGAUCGUAGGCGGGGUUAUAUAGUCCCAAUUUAUGUGGGAGAGCCUCUACUUCCCAUUUUUUAGGCUGUUAAAUCCUAGAGGGUGAUGCUAAGCUAUUUAAUUUCCUUCAGCUAAUUUUAUUACAUUACCGUGUGCCUCUUGGUUUCUUUUUAGCAUAACUUUCCAAAUGGUGGCAAUAACAAUACUCUCUUUAAAAUGUCGCUUACAGCAUUGGGCUUAAGGUUUCACAUAUUCUAGGGUAGGUGUUUACUAAGUAUUUAAAAUUUAAUUUUACUAAUAUUAUAAUUGGUUAAGUUGAGAGUUGCAGGUUUUCUUUUCUUUUCUUUUCUUUUCUUUUCUUUUCUUUUCCUUUUUUUUUUCUUACCCGCCAAAAGCUGUCUGAAUAGAUUUUAUGGGCAUCUAGAAUUACAUCUUUCUUCUGUGAGACAUUAUCAUUCUGUCCUCAAGUGAAGAGUCUCCUUUGUGUUUAAGUUCAUGAGACAUCCACUUAAUAUUCUUAUAUUCUUUUGAAGACAAUGCCAGAUGACAUCAGUUCCACACUGCUUUUAAAACACAGCCCUGACUUUGAUUCCAUCCUCUCACUGUUCACUUCUAGCUGUCAAAUUUGGCUAAGGGAAAAAGAAAGCCCUUAAGAAAAGGCCAGGCUAUUAAUGUGCUCUUCAAAAUGCUAAGAAAAGGCUAAGCUGUUUAUAGCAUUUUCAAAAUGCUCAUCUCUCAGAGAUUUGCCAGCAAUAGUGUCAAGGUGAAAUACGCUCUCGCUCAUCAUGGAACCGAGAGCCUUUGUGCUAUCUGUGCUCAAAGUGCUGGUCCUACUCUUGUUAGACGCGCAAUUUGCUGGUAUAAUGAUACUUGGAUAUAAUUUAAACCAAAAUAUAAUCGCGAACCUGAUAUUGUGUGUUUACCAUCUAAGUGGCAAGAAGUGUGUAGAUUGCUGCAUCGAGCAAGCCCGGCUUCAUUCAGGAUAGAAGAGCAGUUCAGAACCAAAGGGACGGCUUCCUGAAGUUUAGUCAUUCUGGAGAACUUCGAAGGAGGUGAAAGGCAGGGGUCCCAUUAGCAAAUCUGUCUAUUGCUUUUCAAUGUGCUGAAAACUGAGUUAAACAUUUAGUUUCAUUUACUUCAUUCAUUUUGCUAAAUGGUUUUGUCUUGAUUAACAAACUGUGCCCUUAACAAUGGGAUUAUCUUUUCAUGUCAGGAGGGUAUUGACCUUUGCCUCAUAUAGCUGAGUCAGUUGGCAAGCUUUGGAAAUUCUCUGCACAAAUGUUCUUUAUAUUAAAAUAAAUCCGCGAAGAAGGAGCAGGUGUAAAUUUACCCAUUUCCCUCGUCAAUACUUUGGACACUAGCCAUUCGAGAGUUUUGCUCUCAUUCUGCCUACAUCUCAGGCAGCUAACGCCUUUACGUUCUUUUCUGAACCACCUGUGAGAACACGGUAUGGUAGGAAGAGUGAACCCUUGUGGACAAGUCACCCACCUGUUGCAGUCUGCUGAAGGUCUCAGAAGCAGUGUAUCGGCGGAUAAAAACAUGAUUUAAUUCUUGGUUCCACCGUCUAUUGACUGUAUGUAUGGCUGUGAGCAAGUUACUUUAUAUCUGUGUGCUUCAGUUCCUGGUCUGUACAUUCUCCUCAUGGAGAAUCACAUUAGAAAAGCACGCAACACAUUUGGUAUAGUGUCAGUGUAAUGCCGUUGGUAAGUAUUCAGUACCCUGUGCUCGUCUUUAUCUUUUCCAGCCUUAAAUAGUGUGAAAUGAGGCUCAGGUUACUUGACCAUUAGAAACUACCUUCAUUAGUGGCUUUUGGCCUACCUAAAUAUUUGCUAAUUUUCAACAGAGAAAUUAGACAUUUAAUAAAUGUAUUAUUCAUAUUAUUUUUCCAUCCUUUUUAAUUAAACUUUUUAUUUUGAGAUAAUUAUAGAUUCACUUGCAAUUAUAAGAGAUAAUAUAGAGAGAUCCUGUGUACCUUUUAGCCAGCUUUUUCCCAGUGGUAACAUCUUUCAAAACUGUAGUGCAAUAUCACCACCAGGAUGCUGACAUUAAUAGUCAGGAUACAGAACAAUUUUGUCACUACAAGGACCCCUCUUGUCCUCUGAUAGAUACCUCACUUCCUACCCCCCACCACUGUCCCUAAUUUCUGACAAUUACUAAUCUGGUCUCCGUUUCUACAAUCUUGUCAUUUUAAGAAUGUUAGAUAAAAGGAACCAUACAGUAUGUAACCUUCAGGGGUGUCAUUUUUUUCACUCGGUAUAAUCCCCCAGAGAGCUGUUAAACUAUACCUUGAUGAACCAAAACAUUCUUAUGAACAUCGGCACAUUUUAUUUUAGCCAUGGAAUUACCAUUAGUCAACAGUGCCUGCUGCGAUACCCGGCACAUACCACUGGCACACGUUCAGGGAAGCUCGGGGCUGGAUUUUCACUCCAUCUCCUUCCAUCCUUCCUCCUCCUCCUAUCUGGCCUUUUCCUCUUUCCUUGCCCCCUUCUUCUGAGCACACUCUUACUAAUAUUGACAAACAAAGGCUAAAUACUCAACUUAGGCAUUUGAAAAAGAGUUCAGUGAAAUGAUUUAAUGUGAAAAUCCUUCAUAAAUUGCAAACUCUGUUAGACUUUCUAUCAGAAAUCGCUGGUCAGUGUUGGCCACGGUGUUAAGAGUGGUUUGCAGCGGCUUGCUGUAUAUGCUGAUAAAUGAAUAAAGAAGUCAGCGUGAGCAGUUUUUCUUUCCACACCAUGCACAAGAGGUCUGCCCUCCAGUUUGCUACUGCAAGUGGAAGCUACUAACUACCAAAGCUUGUCAUGCUUUGGUUCUAAGCAACAAAGUCCCAGGAACAAAAUGCAAACUUCAGGUCACGUUCUUUAUUAAGCCUUUGUUCUAAAAAAGAGCCUCGUGUUUCUAGUUUCCAGGCUAUAAGCCCAGUGAUCUCUUUCAUAAAAAAGCAUCAAGACUUGCCAAGUAUUGUUGCAACUCUGGGGUUUUCACUUCUGUGUCCCAGGUCAGAAGCCCACAGGCAGACUGGACACAGCCCUUCAGGAGGGAGCCCAGCUUCAGGAUACCCAGUUACAGCCUUUCUUUGCUGCUGAGAUUCAAAGUCCUGACCUUUAAGUGGAGUUAAACCCUCACUCUGAUGGAAUUCUCCCUGUGUAUACUAUAAGGGGAGGACAAACUUGCUAGAGCAUGGGUGUUUUAGACAGGAUGGGGCAGGGGUUGCUGUGCUGACAAAUAAACCCCAAAUCUCAGUGGCGAUAAAGGUUCAUUUCUUUUUCAAACAAAGUUCAGUGAGGGUUGGGCGACUCUCCUUCUACAUGUAGCUAUUCUGUCUGGACUACAUGGGCUCCAACAUCACCAUUGCAGGGGAAGAAGACUGGAGGACUUCCCCAGAGGUUUUUAAGUAGGGUGGCCAUUCAUCUCUGCUGGCCUGCGGCGGUCAUAACGUAUACCUGUUGAUUCGGAAUAAUGCUUAAGAAACUUUCCUCUUAUUUACUUUUAUUCUCCUUUUAUUUCCUUUUUCCUUUUACUCCUUAUUUAUGUCCUAGCUUAGGCAAUAAAUUAAGGUGACCAUUUCCAAGAGCCAGUAUGGAAUGGCUAUCAUAAUUUCCAUUCAUAGCAUGUUAACUUCAACCUGAUGUGCAAGGGUGUGGAAAAUUGUAGAGAAACCAGUACAUAUUAUAGUGAACACUGAUGACUUCUGGAACAAUAGUCAUUUUACAAGAAUGCCAUGAAUUUUGACUGAUUGAUUGAUUGAUUGAUUGUUUUAAUUCCGGUAUAGAAUUAUGCAGUGGUAUAUUCGUUUCAGGAGUUCAAGAUAGUGACUCAACAGUUCUAUACAUUGCUCAGUGCUCGUCAUAAGCGUACUCUUAAUCCCCUUGACCUACUUCACGCAUUCCCCCCCCACCUCCCUUCUGGUAACCAUCAGUUUGUUCUCUAUGGUUAAGA
Felis catus (domestic cat) is the source of this 16816-nucleotide messenger RNA. It is a transcript of the gene CFAP54, whose product is annotated as cilia and flagella associated protein 54. The record is from RefSeq and is a predicted model, not a curated record. Lineage: Eukaryota; Metazoa; Chordata; Mammalia; Carnivora; Felidae. The transcript is spliced from 67 exons. Bases 540 to 9764 code for a protein of 3074 amino acids. Gene Ontology annotation, biological process: cilium assembly.